GCGUUACUUAAGUUCCGACCCCUAUCCGGGGUUGUGCUGCGUUCCCUUCUGGUCGCUUGGGUGCCGUGAAGGUCUGCUAGAAGCGAGGGCAUACCGGAAGCAUUUGUGUCGGUAUUUCCAUACGACCACACUCCAGUUCUUGUCACCAGGACGCGGCCCCCAUCAAUCUGGAGCGGCGGGGUAUGUAGCUCCUCCCGGGGUACAAGGCACACCAGCACACAUCUACCAAAUUCGGAGCUAUAGCUUUGAGAUUUUUCGUGGUAACAAGUUUAGGGGUGCUAUUGUACCUCAGUGCACACGGCACCCCCGGGUCGUCGAGGUUGGUGGCGGGUAGUACACCUGGCCUUCGCCAUGCCUACCGUUGUCGAAGCCACGUGGGUCGCGUUGGUUCUUGCCAUCUCCUGCACGGGUAGUGCGAUGGGAAGAGCGGGUUCAACUCCAACUCUCUUUGUGAGCCAACCAGCAGCUCCGGCGUCGUGCCCAAGGACAACAGUCGCUGCUGAUGCACUUGGCAGCAGCACCAGCAGCGUCGGCGGCAUCAGCAGCAGCGCACAGAGGGCAUGGUUUGAUCCCACCAACGCGAUGCCACCUCACACCUGGAAGAUCUCUCGCUCACCUGAGGUGAACAUGAAACCAGAUCUAUCUGCAAAGGGGUUUUCGGCCCUGAAUGCGUUUUUUUUUGCGGGUUUGAGCAAAAUUGCCUACGCUUCGGAGGAUGAGGCGAGGGGACUUCUGGUGGGAAACGCCACCGAGAGAGGGCUUGGGUUCGACCGCUUUCACUGGUUUGAGGGCGGAGAGGAGGCAAGAAAAAACCCGUUCGGCAACCUACACGAUACAGACGCCUUUGUCGCGGCUAGCGAUGACAUCAUCGCCGUCGUAUUUCGGGGCACCAUGGGCAUCGCCGAUUGGUACACCAACGCCAAGGUCCAGCCCAAAAAAUGUCCUCAGGAGUGGAGGGUGCCACCGCCGGGGGGCACCGUGCAUACGGGGUUUGAUGAUGCGGUGGGCACUGUCUGGCUCUCUACCCCCAGCGGUCAACCCACCGGUAUGUACCAGGCCAUCAUGGACUUAUACAACGAGAAGGGGAAGAACCGCAAGCUUUUUUUUGCAGGACAUUCGCUUGGUGGUGCCCUGGCAACAAAUGCUGCCGCUCGUGUGGCCUUCAUCGACGACUUGGACAUAGCGGGCAUCUACACUAUUGGUAGCCCUAGGUUGUUCAACAGGGUUGCGGGCAGGCACUUCGACGGCCGGCCGAACGGCGGCAAAACCCUCAAAGAAAAGUACUUCCGGUGUAGGAACAACAAGGACCCGGUGCCGACCGUUCCAAAACGUCCUUAUGUCCACGUGGGCACGGAGAUUUACAUCGACAAAUGCGGGACGAUAUCUAUGGCAAGCAUGGCGGACCGAAUUUUAGACCAGCUGCUCUGGUGGUUGAGGUUCGAGUACAUCCGCGGCAUCGAUGACCAUUCCACGUCGGAAUACAUCCGGCUCUUCAAGCAGAUUGUCCUCAACUCCAGGGUCCCGCUCAUGGACAAAGCUAUCAGUGUCGUAAUGGAUGCGCUGGGCGACCUCGUUCUCAAGCUCGCUCCCGAUGCCGCGGAGAACAAAAAAAUGUUAGCCGACAUGCUCAAGGGUAUGAGAAAGAACAAAAUGGUGGACGAUAUGUUAAUAGGGGUGGAGACAAGAGAUGGGCUAGUCGACGAAGCCAAGGGACGAGCUAGGGUAGCCUCGCAAGAAUUUUAGAACGUACGGGCGGGUAGAGGCUCACGACAUCCGCCCAACCAGGCCGACGUACAGCUUGUAUAUAUAUACCGUAUAUGACACAAGAUAACACACCCCCUGGACCAAUUUUCAUUGCUCGAUUACUCCACGACGAAGAGGAUGCAUAACGAAACGAUAAUUUUUUGGCAUAAACAAAACGAUACAUAUUUGGAAAGCUGUCGACGAGACGGUGCCAACGCCGCGGUUUUCGGCGCCGUGACUCUUUCUGUUGUUGAGAAAUCGAGAUUUGCAAAUCGGUCCAGGGGGUGUGUUAUCUUGUGUCAUUUACGGUAUGCAUAAAAGUUUGUAUGUUUGCGUUAGGGAAUGGUCCAUGGAGGGAGAAUCCGAGCAGAGUGAUAUUUUCGGAACGUUGGGCGUAACCAUAGCAAAGGCUUGUUGCCAAGUCGACUCAGAGUCCUUGAGGAGUCAAGAUUUUUGUUAGCCUGCGGCCAAGCGUGAGUAGCAAGGCCAACAGCCCAUGGCGGUCGCCGGCGUAACGUUUGGAUGCUUUUUUAUGCUCAUGUGUACAUGAACAGGGAGUCUACGGAACGAAUAGCCGAGCAUUACUCCGAGCGCUUUGCGAGUCAAACGAGCUGUCGAGAGCAUUGAAAGCGGAGUGUCUCUCUGACGCGGAGGGAAGAAGGUUAUUGUUUAUGGAAGUACAUAUUACCAUAUGAGUGGGCAGGCGAACAUUUUGUUUGAAAGGGGGAGGUUAUUUACGGGUCAAUGUUUUGGCCCGACUGCAGCAGCAGUGCCAAUGAACCGAAAGGGUUGUCAUUUGUUCGUGAGUGCGUGGACGACUAGCGGCGCACCUUCGCAAUAGUUGAGCAGGCUGAAAACAAUUUGCCCCCCACCCACAGUCAAGACGACGACGAUAUCGGGAAUUGCUCCAACCCCUGUCGCAACACC
Molecule: messenger RNA, 2670 nt
Organism: Ectocarpus sp. CCAP 1310/34
Lineage: Eukaryota; Phaeophyceae; Ectocarpales; Ectocarpaceae
Source: the annotation of a GenBank genome assembly